AUGGCGGCAGGGAAUUCUUCGAUGGCCGGCACGGACAGCACGGGGCUGGGGCCGUGGCGCGAGCUCUUCCGGGGCCGCGACAUCUACGACGUGAUCGGCAAAGCCGUCCUCGUCGCCGCGACCGACUCGCCGCAGGAGUUCCGGCGCCGGCGCGACGGCAUCGUGGAGCAGAUCUACACGGCGCCGGCGGCCAUCGUCCCGACCCUGCAGGGGAGGUCCGCGGGCGAGGUCAGCGGCGGCACCGCGCUGCAGGUGUCAGAUAAGGGAAGCAAAGUGGCGAGCUGCACGGUCGUAGCGCCUCCGGAGGAGCCUGAGGACAAGAAUCACGAAGAGGGCAUGGCUGAUCAGAACGGUAAUGGCCACGGUGACAAUGCCAAUGCCUCCAGCGAGCUUGAGAUGGACUGGCUGCAGACGCUCGCUGAUGAGGUGGACGAAGAAACCCAGGAGAUCGACGAGGUUCUACGCAUCAAGGAAAUCCUCCUGAAUCACCAUGAGCAGUCUGCCAGCAUCUUGUUCGAUUCACUGAGAAGGCUGCAGUUGAUGCAGCUCACUGCGGAUAAAAUCAAGAGUACUGAGAUUGGGGAUGCUGUUGCUGCACUGAGCAAGCACAAGUUACAUAAAAUCAGGACGCUUGUGCGUGAAAUCAUCAAGGGCUGGAAAGCUGUGCUCGAUGAAUGGAUUGCUGCUACAAAGGCUACAGAGGAUGGUGAUCCAAAUAAAUCUCUGGAUAUAUCAAAUCCAUUGGCCGCUGAAGAUGAAGGGCUUGCUAUUCCACCCAUGGACGUUGGAGCAUUAUUUCUUGUCAGCCACGCUACUGCAAUGCAAAAUGUCUCUGAGUUCCUCCAAGGCAUGGAUGACGAUGGGAUAGUGACCAACGUGGGCAUGGACAAAGGUGGCAACUAUGGGAGCAACAGCAAACAUUAUGGUGCGAAGCCAUCAAACACUGUGCCACGGAGCAAAGAUCCGAUUAUAGUACAAACCUUACCAGUGACACAAGGGUCACCACUUGACAAAAGGAAUCCACAGAAGCUACCAGCAAGACAAGGGACACCAUCGAAGAACACAAACCCACCACAGAAGCUGCUCGAUGCUGCUGGAAAUUCGUUAAUGAGGCAACAAGGCUGCUAUAAUGAGAUGUUCAAUUAUAUAGUUGAAGCUUUACUGACGGUUUACUCUAUGCUUACUUGGCUCAAGAAAAUGGGGGUGCCGACAGAAUCAUCUGUAGGAUCCAAGGUGGGGACAGAGAAGAAGAAGGCCCAAUUAACUUAUAUGAAUCUAGAUGAGACGAAGCGCAAGCUUCGUGGAGCUUACCAGGAAGCAGAAAAUGGUGAGUCCCUUCUCACUUAUAACCGUUCUUGUUAUUGCCUGUGA
Molecule: messenger RNA, 1371 nt
Organism: Setaria italica (foxtail millet)
Lineage: Eukaryota; Viridiplantae; Streptophyta; Magnoliopsida; Poales; Poaceae
Product: probable mediator of RNA polymerase II transcription subunit 26b
Exons: 8
Coding region: 1-1371 (456 amino acids)
Cellular component (GO): nucleus
Source: RefSeq, a predicted model, not a curated record